GGAAGUUUAUAAAAACAGCAUGGCUGUAGAAUAUGCAUUUGUAGGAAACAGAACUAAUUUUGUGUGACAUUUAUCUAAUUUAAAACCAACCUCUAACUAAAACUAAUCAAUAUGAGUUCUUUUUCGGAGCUUGGUUUGAAUGACUGGCUUGUCAAGCAGUGUAAAGCUAUGGGUUUGACAAAAUCAACACCUAUUCAACAAAAAUGUGUGCCACCAAUUCUGAAAGGAGAGGAUUGUAUUGGUUGUGCUAAAACAGGAAGUGGUAAAACAGCAGCAUUUGCUCUUCCGGUAUUACAGAAAUUAUCAGAGGAUCCAUUUGGUAUAUUUGCAUUAGUUUUAACACCAACAAGGGAGUUGGCUUUCCAGAUUUGUGAGCAGUUCCGUGUGUUGGGUAAACCAAUUGGUGUUAGAGUUACUGUGAUUACUGGUGGUUUAGAUAUGAAUCAACAAGGUAUUGAUUUAGCUGUCAAACCACAUAUUGUUAUAUCUACACCUGGUAGACUAGCAUCUCAUAUAGAAAACUGUGAUACAUUUUCAUUGAAAAAAAUUAAAUUUCUUAUAUUGGAUGAAGCUGAUAGAUUGUUAGAAGAUGAUUUUGGUCAACAGCUUGAAACUAUAUUUGGGACACUCCCCAAAAAGCGACAAACCCUUCUAUUUAGUGCUACAUCGUCUCCAACUUUUUCUUCUUUGAUGGAAGUUUCUGACAAAAAGCCUUUUUUCUGGCAGCAAGAAUCCACAAUAGCAACAGUAGAUGAAUUAGAUCAGAGAUAUGUAUUAUGUUCAGCAGAUGUUAAAGAUGCCUAUAUGUUUCAUGUUUUAGAUAAAUUCUUAGAAAAAAAUCCUAAAAGUUCUGUUAUGAUAUUUACAAAUACUUGCAAAUAUGCACAAAUAUUAGGAAUGAUCUUACAAGAAAUGGGUGUUAAAUGUGUUAUAUUACAUUCUACAUUAAGACAACCAGAAAGAUUAGCAUCACUUGCAUCAUUUAAAUCGCAUAAAGUUAGAAUAAUGAUAGCAACUGAUGUAGCUAGUAGAGGUUUAGAUAUCCCAACAGUAGAUUUGAUUAUAAAUCAUAAUGUUCCUAAUAGACCUAAAGAUUAUGUACAUCGUGUGGGUAGAACAGCUAGAGCAGGAAGAGGUGGAACUGCUAUUACCAUGGUUACACAAUUUGAUGUUAAACUUGUUCAUGCCAUUGAAGAUUUCACAAAUUAUAAAAUGAAAGAACACCAAGCAGAAGAAUCAGAAGUAAUGGAUAUAUUAACAGAAGUAGCUGUCUCAAGAAGAGAAGCAGAAAUAAGAUUAGACGAAAGAGAUUUUGGGCAACAAAAAAUUUUAAACAAGAGAAAAAGAAUAAUAAUGGAUGGAGAGGAUCCUGAAGCUGAGGCCCAAAGAAAAGAAGAAGUAAAACGUAAAUUUAAAGACAAUAAUAAGAUUUAUAAAGAAUACUGUGAACGAAAAAAGAAGAAGGAAAAAAUAAUAAUUCGUAAGGAAAAACAGAAGACAAAAAAUUACAAACCAAUAGAAAAACCAUCUACCAGUGAUCAAUAAAUAAGGAAAUUCUAUCUUUGCAUAUAUUAUCAUUUAAGAGAACAUUUACUGAAAAAGCUUGCAGUAAAUAUUAAGAACAAAAUAUAUAAGAUUAGAUGGUCAUAUUGUUUAAAUCAAAGUGAAACUUGUCUUUGUUCUGUUACCAAAGUGAUUAUGUUUUUGAUCCAACAAAUACAUGUGACCAAAAAUAAGGUCACCUGCCUUACCAGGUUAUUUCUUCAGGUUCCUUCUUUGUAAGAGAAUCAUAUGUUAGCGUAGGGCUGGGUACUGUUUGAUUUGGUGGAUGGAGCAUAUAUUCAAUGUCUCUAUUUUUUAUAGGUCCACAUUCAUAAUGUGUGUCUGUGUACUGCCUACAGGAUGCAAUUCUUAAUUCUUAUUGAUUUUGGUGCAUGCCCAAACCUGUAAAGUCUCUGCAGGUCGCAAGUAUUAACAUAUUUUGUUCAAAUUGGGAUGGCCAAUCAUUUCAAUAACAGAAUUUUACCUAAUUAUAUCAUCCUUGUCCAAUUCCCAGGGGCAGAGCCAUGUCCAAUUUUUGUGUUCAUCGCCUACAGGUCGCAAUUCUGAAUGGAUCAUCCUGGAACUUGGCAAUGUUCCCCCAACCAGGCCUGUACACUAAUGCAUAUACACAUGACAUGUUAAUUAUAUAAUUGAGUCAUUCAUGGCCAGAAAGACAUGUUUAGGAAUUUAUCUAAUAACUAUCUCUUUGUUAUUAUAAUUAUGCACUUCACAUUCUGACAAGUCAGUUCAUUAGAACUUUCUGAGAAUUAAAUGUAAUGAAAUAAGUUAAUAUAUUGUGUAUUGGAAUACAAGAUGACCUAAAUGCAUAAGUUUAAUAAAGGAAAAUAUAUUGAUUUGAAAGAUUUACACUAUCUAUCUGGAAAUCAGAAAAUGCAUCAAAAACUGUAUCAUUCAAAUAGUAAAAUCAGAAUGUGAUGUGGCCACUAUGGAUGGUUUUGAAUAAAACGGUUUCCCCUUGUAUUUAAAUUUGGGCAUAACACAGAGGGGUUAUAAAUAAAAUGGAUUCAAGAUUUGUUAUAAAUGUGGGAAUAAGGAUCAAUUUCAAAAAGGGAACAUUAAUUUCACUGAGCAGAGCAAGGUAAAUAUAUUUUGAGGCUGUCAAAGAUAAAUUACCAGGCAACUGAACAUACACCCACAGUAGGUAAGUCAUGCAAGUAGUCCAUAAAUAUGAAGCAGAUUUUAUGUCAUAAUUCUAACUCCUAUCCUAGUAAUACGUGUAUGCAAUAUGCUUACUUCUAUGCAUGUCACUUCAUUCUUAGUUAAAUUGGCAUGUUGCAGAUGUAAAAAUGCUAAUUUAUAUAGCUUAUUUCUUAACUAUUGCAGUUAUAAUUUGUAUUUUAUUCUAUUUCCAUUAUUACUUUUAAUUUAUUUUAGUCAGUUUAGUUUUAUAAACAUUUUGACAUUUCACAAUUCUUAUGCAGUAAAGGUAUCAUAAUUCUAACGCUCAUGGUAACAAAUGGCACUGUUUACAAUUACAUGGUGGCUGAUUGGGGACAUGUAAAAUCUCGCCCUUUUCAUAACCUGACAGACAUGACAACAUUUUUCUGUCAAAAAUAAUAUUAGUUUGAUUUUGGUGCGCAUUGUACGUUCCGUUCAGCAGUUAUCCCCCCUUUCCAAAAACAUUGUGAACACGAUACAGGCUAUGGUUUUUAACAGAUUUUUUGGGGGAAUUUGGUUAUCAAUAUUCAGUGUUCUGCAACCUCCCUUUGCCAAAAACCUUGUAAACAUGAUGGAGGCUACAGUUUUUAACAUACUGAGCCGUAUCGAUUUACUCUGUUCUCCGUCCAUCAGCAUUCUGGUAACUUCCGUUUCAGAGUUAUCCGCCUUUUCAGAAAAUUUUGUGAACGUAGAGGCUACAGUUUUUAACGGAUAGUUUCAAAGUCAAUGUCAGACAGAGUACCCCAGACAGUCUUUUUUGGAACCCGAUUCCAUUUCUUACAGUAGUCCACAAUAGUAGAUGUAAUUUUGUGUUUAAACCGUUGGUUUUGUGUCUCUGCUGGCGGCCUUCAUCCCAAAGUUAUUUUUGACCAACGAUUCCUCAAAUUAGCUAUAAGAUGUGACAGAUGUCAUACACGAGGCAGUGUCACUUCUCAUUCAAGGAGUUAUCAUAACUAACUAACUUUUAUUUAAAAGGUCACACUGCGAGUUCAGUUCAUAAAAAUCAACAUAUUUGUAACACUCUUCAAAACGAUUCUAAAAGUCCACUUACAAAGGUCAAAUCAUCCUGUCAUUUAGUUAUAUAUAGUGGUGGGUGUCCUGUACAUUGGGGUUUGAUGGCUAAAUAAGUUUGUCUUAUUUUUAACCUCACUUUCUACAACUCAGCCAACGACCCAAAUAUAUAAUUCAUUUCAGCUAUGAAAAAUAAAUAACAAAUAAAAUUUGGGACUAGCAAGUAGCAAAUUUGAGUACUACCACUUGUAUUUACAUUAUUUACCCAACUUAAUGUGGCCAUAAUAUUGUCAACACCUCAGUUAUAUUCAUGAGGGGGGUAGGGUGGAUGGCCAAAUAAUUAAUGCAUGUGCAUUGCAUCAUAAGGUCAGUUAUUCAGUCAAGUGGUGUGGUUUCGAUUCCCCGCUUGUACAAUCAAAACCAGUCUAGCCAAGUGUAUCGAGGACAGCACAUUUGGGAAACUUUUCUAGUCAACUAAAUACUAAUAGCAAGUUCCUUGAAUGUCAUUUAGAAGUAGAGGUAUAAUAUUCAUAAUAACACAAAUUUGGGAUAGGGUAUGAAUGUCUAUGAUAUGUUCGGCUACUGCAGAUUUGUUGGCUUCCAUACGUCUUGUUGCUGCUUUGUGUUCUUCGAGUUUUACUCAUAACAGGCGGCAUGUUUCCCCUAUGUACAUGGAUUUGCUAUUGCAUUGGAUCUGGUACACUAUACCUUUUGGGUCCACAUUUGGUAGUUUCAUUCUCCCAUUGGCAUUGAUCAGUGAUUUUAAUGAAACUCCUCCACUAAAUGUUACAUCUAUUUGCAAUCUAGUUAGUAAUCUUUUAAUCUUAUAACUUGGUGGGCCUAUAAAUGGAAUAUUGAUAUGGAUUGGAGCUUUCUCUUUAACGGUCACAUUUGUGGCAUUAAAGGAGUUAGUGACAUUCUUGGAGCUGCGGUAGCUCAGUGAGUAAGACGCUGGCUAGCUAGCCUGUAGGUCAUGGGUUCGCUCCUGGGGUUGUCCGAGAAAGUUCCUUUGGAUAUUUCUGCAUUGUUUCCUCUUGUCAGUGGUGCAUGAUGGAGGACCUGACAAAAACAGCUGUUUAGUCGUUUGGAUGGGACAAAAUACUGAGGUCUCACACAUUGGCAUGCCCAUAAAAGAACCCAAGACAGUUGGAAUUUGAUAUAGAAGUAGGCAGUAGUGCCGCUGCCUGGGCAAAUUUCCCUCCUCACACACUGUAUGGCGUUUGCCUAUCUUCAUUAGCCCAGUCAGUACAGAAAAGUAGGGCGUUAACCCCUAUUUUAUUGAAAGUUAUUCCAAGAGACUUUUUCAUUGUAGUGAAGACUAUAACAUCAACCUUACAACUCCCAUUAAAAAAAUUGAUAAAAGUGGGCACCAGAUCUAAAAUAAGUUUUUUUACUGUGCCUUUAUUCCAUCUGAAGAUCUGAAUGUGGAUUCAACUUGAAUCACUUGUGGCAAAUGAGGUUUAAUGCCCCACUCUGAUAAUGUGGAUUCAACUUGAUCACUUGUCGCAAAUGAGGUUUAAUGCCCCUGAUAUUAGCUACUGAAGAUUUUUGUCCAAAUACCAAAAAUUUCAUACCAUAUUAUACAUGGCCAUUUUUUUCCACAUCCAUCGAGGUCCCCUUUGAUUUUAGGUAUCCCCUAAAUAUUUCCAAGGUUGGAAAACAGAAACUCUGUUCUAAAGGAUGUUUUCUUCAAAUCUACUUCUUACCAUUGGAACCCCUUUAAUCAAUGAUAAAAACCUCUUUAAUCACUGAUUUAUUACAUUAUUGAUUAAAUGGUUGAUUUAUAAUCAAAAUUAAUAAAUCUAUUUUAAGCUUUGAUUGAAAAAAAUUCUAGUCAACGAUUACCUAACUUUUGAGAAUGUCAAACUUAUUCAAUCACUAAUCUCUAACUAGCUAGUUACUGAUUAGACCUAAUCACAGAUUAUUUUAGACAAUGGUGAACCUCAUUGGGACCUUGCAACAUAUCGCACCAUCUGUUGUAGAAAGCAUUCAAUGAUUCAACCCAAUGAAAAUUUUGGGAAAAGUUAGAGCCGGUCAAAAAGACGAGAAUUAACCUUUAGGGAAAUUAAUGGUAUACUGUGACGCUCUGUUCAGAGAGAGAGAAAUGGGGUUUAACGUCCACUCGACACAAACUAGGUCAUUUCAGGACUAACAUUUGGUUCAGUUAUUAUUUCAAUAAUUCGCAUGCGUGUAGGGGCCUUUACCAGUGGGAGGAAACCGGAGGACCUGGAAAAAAACCCACAAGGCUGGAUAGGCGACCUACUCCUUGUCACGUACAACCGGGGAUUCGAAACCACACCGGUUGACUCAAUGACAGACCUUAUGAUACAGCGGGCAUGCGCUAACCAUUCGGCCAUCCCCACCCCCACCCCAGCACCUUUAAAUAUUGGAAACAAAUUAAACUAUAUUUAAGAUAAAUAUUUUAUUCAUAAUAAAAAAAAUAUAUCAAGUAAACUAGGCUGAUAUAUUUUUUAUUGUAUCAAAUGCAAAGAUAAUACCAAAAAGGAAAUGCUUAACAACAAUGAUUUGAAAAAAAUAAAAAUAAAAAAGAUAAAUUAAAUAAUUCAAAAAGAUAAUAUGCAUAUGAUGAUUUGAUUUAUGAUUAUAUAUUUAAUAAUCAAUACACUGAGCAUAAAAUUAUAAAAUUUAUUCAAAUAUAAUUAUGAUACCAAUUCACAGUUCAAAGUUUCUCACCAAUGUAACAUUUAAAUCAUAUAUUCAAUACCAAUUUAGCUACAGCAUGGCCAGCCUCAUAAAUUUGAAAUAACUUUGUUCCCCCAAACCCUAUUCAAAUUAAAUUCUAGUUAUAUCCUAACUAUAUUGAUAUGAGGGGUAGGGAUGGGGACUUGACUAGUCAGCAAACUUUAGUCUAAUCAAAGUUCAAUUAUUCCAGAAAUUUGCAUAAAUGAUUUUACACUCUAGUUUGACAAAACAAUAUCCAUAAAUAUCUGACCAGAAUAAUAAAUACUCCAGUAAAGUUGAGUCAUGAAAGCAAUAAAGUACCUUCUGGUAAAUAUUCAUCACUGGAAUAUUUACAAUAAAAAUGUUUAUUUAUUUAUCAUGUUAUGCCUGUUCAAAUAUGUCAUAAUGACACGCUAAAAUGCAUCAUGAAUGAUAAUAUUAAUUUAAAAUUGAUUAUAAUUAAGUUACCUACCCUGGUAAAAAUAUAUAAGCAUUGAUAACAUUUCAUACUUUUCACUAGUAAAUAUUUCAUAUUCUUUGUAGAAAAAUAAACAAAAGCAUAUUAAUGCACAUAACCAUUUAUUGAUUUUAACAUCAAUAUACAAGGCAUACACAUUCUAUACACUUGAGCUUCACUUAAACAGGCAUUAUGCAAGAGCUAAAUGUGCCUACUGCAGGUCUUUCUUUAUGCCUUAAAUGUUAAUAAACAAGCCAACAGUGAGGAUAAUGUCCCCCACCGAAAUCCCAAAAUAAAUAGAUGACACAUAUUAAUUGAUUUCAAAAGUAUCAAGCAAUCAAACUGAUUAUCAACUAUACACAUAUAAGUUUAGCUCAAAAUGUUAAUCAUUGAACUCAGUCAAGACAUUCACCUAAGGGACAUCUACAUCAAGUUUAAAGGGGCUAAAUCGCUAAUGGGUCGCAACGCAUAUGAUAAUGUAAUAUGUAUGUAUAUAAACUGAUUUACAUUCAA
Patella vulgata (common limpet) is the source of this 7384-nucleotide messenger RNA. RefSeq names its product probable ATP-dependent RNA helicase DDX49. Gene Ontology annotation, molecular function: nucleic acid binding; ATP binding; RNA helicase activity. Lineage: Eukaryota; Metazoa; Mollusca; Gastropoda; Patellidae. Bases 112 to 1545 code for a protein of 477 amino acids. The record is from RefSeq and is a predicted model, not a curated record. The transcript is spliced from 12 exons.